AUGCUAAAGAUUGAGCAAGAAAAUCUACUUAUACAGAAAACUUUAACUGAGCGGUUAUUCCCUGUAGCAGGAGACUCGGUAAAGUCAUUAGAUCGUAUAAUCACUGACUUUGAUUUCACCACAUAUCACCUCAGUACCAUUCCUGGAGACAAGACCAAACUACUUGUAUCCAUCAAUCUCAAGUGCUGGAACGAUUUGCUUAAAUAUGGCGUGUUGGACUAUUUAAGAUCAAAAUUUCAAAACUUCAAUAAUUUGACUAUUUUGGAUAAAGCUCAAGCUGAACAAGGAUACAAUUAUUCACUUUUGUUGGAUACUGACGCGGCAUCUCGCGAUGACGAAGAGACAAAAUUAACAUUGAUUGAAAACUUGAGCUUGUUCAAGCGUCAUUCAAUAGCUGCUCCUUUCCAUAAGGCUUUUGAAAGGUAUGACGAAUUGGCCAAGAAAUACGCAAAUGCAAACACCUAUGCCGAGGAAGUCCAGCAAGAAUUGAGUAAUGAAGAGGUUUUAGUUAUAAGAUAUAGAGGUGCUGAUGAGACCAUAUACUUGAAACCUUCAUUUGAUAGAGUUACUGUUAUUUUCUCAACUUUGUUUCAAGAUGAGACCGAUAAGAUUUUCGGUAAGGUUUUUUUACAAGAGUUUGUUGAUGCUAGAAAGAGAUCGGUACAAACUGCACCUCAAGUUUUAUACUCCCAUAUUGAGGCACCUUUGGACAUUCAAAACUGUGUUCAAGGUUCGUCUAAGGAUGAAAACAAGGGAUACGUUACGUUUGUAUUGUUUCCUAGACAUUUGGUUCGUGGCGAUAAACGAGAAAAUUGUAUAUCACACAUUCAAAUGUUUAGAAGUUAUUUCCAUUAUCACAUCAAAUGUUCAAAAGCAUACAUGCAUUCAAGAAUGAGAUUUAGAGUCAAGGAGUUUUUGAAGAUUUUGAAUAGAGCUAAACCGGAGAAUUUGGAUGAUGAAGGAAAGGUUAUUGAGAAUAGAAAGACUGCUAGUGGUAGAAGAUUCGAUGUUAGGGUAUAA
Molecule: messenger RNA, 1020 nt
Organism: Lodderomyces oxycetoniae
Lineage: Eukaryota; Fungi; Ascomycota; Pichiomycetes; Serinales; Debaryomycetaceae
Gene: ARC35
Product: Arc35p
Exons: 1
Coding region: 1-1020 (339 amino acids)
Biological process (GO): actin filament polymerization; Arp2/3 complex-mediated actin nucleation
Cellular component (GO): Arp2/3 protein complex; actin cytoskeleton
Molecular function (GO): structural constituent of cytoskeleton; actin filament binding
Source: RefSeq, a predicted model, not a curated record